AUGUCCAAACGAAAUUCAAAGCCCCAAAGUAAUGCAGAACGAUUAGAACAGCUUAGAACGAGGGUAAUGAUUGAGAAGGAAGGAGUAGGAAGUAUUUCUUCAAGUGAAUUUCCUUAUCAUAGUUCGAAUCGUCACCAAGAUAUUGAUUACAUUAAAGAAUUCAUAAAGAGAUUCAGAGUUAAAAUUAUCAGAAAAGAACAAUAUGACAUGGAGUUUGAUUUAAUUGGGGUCGAUACUGCAAUAGCAAAUGCGUUAAGGCGUAUUAUGAUCGCUGAGGUACCCACAAUAGCGAUAGAGAAAGUUUACAUUUAUAAUAAUACUUCAAUUGUACAAGAUGAAGUACUCGCACAUCGAUUAGAUAUGAACACGAUCGUAUUUAAAAUUGAACAUGAAUGUACGUUCAAUCCUAAGGCUCGAGAAGGUGAAACAGAUCCACAAAAGCUAUAUAUAGGCCACAACCUUUUAUCUGAUUCUUUAAUUUGGAUUCCAAAAGGGGACCAAGAAGAACAAUAUGCAAGUUGCCCCAUCAGACCAGUUCAUAAUGAUAUUUUAAUUGCGCAAAUGAGACCAGGCCAGAAAAUAAAGUUAGAAGCUCAUUGUGAAAAAGGGAUUGGAAAAGACCAUGCAAAAUGGUCACCAGUUGCAACUGCAUCAUACCGACUGAUGCCAGAAAUAAUUUUAAAAAACGAAAUCACCGGAGACUUGGCAGAUAAAUUUGCCGCUUGCUUCACUAAGGGAGUUGUCGAAGUAGAAAAUAGAGAUGUCGGUGAUCAAUUUGUCAAAUAUGCUAAAGUGGUAAAUCCACGAAUUGAUAUGGUCAGCCGAGAAGCUUUGCGCCACAAAGAAUUUGAAGACAUAGUUCAACUUACACGAAUACGUGAUCAUUUUAUUUUUAACGUUGAAUCUACCGGCAUUAUGGAUUCUGAAAAGAUUUUUAUUGAUUCUGUGCAUAUUUUACAAGCGAAAUGUAAACGGCUUUUAACCGCAUUAGAACAUAAAUUGAGAGAACAAGAAAGAGAUCACGAUCAGAUGGAUAUAUACUAA
This is a messenger RNA of Dentiscutata erythropus, 1044 nucleotides long. The record is from the annotation of a GenBank genome assembly. NCBI's taxonomy places the organism in Eukaryota, Fungi, Glomeromycota, Glomeromycetes, Diversisporales, Gigasporaceae.